AUGGCUCCGAAACGAGAGCGCACUCUCGAAGGAGAAAGGCCACCACGGCCACAUACAACAAGAGAGCCUCGCAUGGCUGAGGACUCGAUCGUGACGGGCAAAUCCGCCACGAUCGACAGGAUCCUUGGAAGUCAUAUCCAGGAAGCUCUUGGGAAGCGCCUCGAGAGGAGUGAUCUCAUGCUAGAGAAGCCUUCUCCACUUCCAGCACACACAUCCAAGAAGCGACGCCUGGCCAAGGAUAAGAUCGAGACCGUGAACACGGAGUUCUACGGCGAGGAACUUGAAGGACGGGCCCAGGCAUUGCUCGCCAAACGCAUCCAGAAACUGGCGCAAGAGCUGCAGGACAUCAUACUGGACCAAUUGCUCGCGGCAACACUGCCGUCGGACUCCGCGCGCGUCACUAUCCUAGACAGAUGGUGCUCUCCCAGGAAACACUUUCCCGAGAAACGGAAGACUUUCAACAUCCCGGUUGCGCUCUGGAUCAAUCAGAAGACUCGUGCCAAAUACGCCAAGCAAUUCUACAGCCGCGAUCAGCUGCUGUGCAUUGAGACCAUCGGCACCAUAUUCCAUCCCAGCUGUAUUAAUAUGGCGAUAGAUUCGUGGUUCGAGCUCAUAGACUCUGAGCAUCGCCACCACCUCGGCAAGAUCCUCCUCAAGUUCGUGGCCCAGGGCUAUGCUGUCAUGCCCAGGGAAGUUCGUCACUGUUUCGAUGUCAGCGACGUGUCUGAUGUCAGCGACGUUGGAUUCUCCAUGGAAAAGGAGUACCAGUCCCAUCAUGUGUCACCUAGCAUGUCUACUCUUGGGGUGCUCUCAAAGCCUUGGGGCUCUCUUUCCCACCGGAAAAAGCAGGAAUAUGUUUCUGGGAUCGGUUUGCGGACUUGCAUCGCGAAGGCGGAGCACUAUUCGUUAUUCGGUCACUUGCCCACCAAUCCAGCUCGCAUUGCAGAACUUGUCUUCCGGCCUGAAGCACUUCUUCAGCUCGACUUAAUCUCGACAACACCAUCACCACCUUUGGAAACCGUCCCCAAAAUCACCAUCACCAAUAUGGCUCCGAAACAAGAACAUACCGGCGCCGAGCUCAGCUCACCACAUCAACAAGCAUCCACGAAACGGCUGAAGCUCACAUCAGAGGACGCACUUACGCCCAGACCCGAGAAGAGGGCUCGCAGACUGCGUGCUCGGUCGGAUCUAGCACAAAACAUACAGAAACUUCCACAAGAGCUGCAAGACGAUAUCCUGGAUCUCGUCCUCGCUGCAUCACUUCCAUCGAAGCCCGCCCAGAUCACCAUCGGCAGAGAGCACAACACUUUCAGCACCCCGCUUGCACUUAGGAUCAACCGUAAGACUCGGGCGAAGUUCGCUGAGCUGUUCUAUCGCCAAGGACAGCUGCUGCUCAUCGACACUCGCGGUCUUCCCACAGAGGUCCUUGCUAAGGCGAUCGAUGAUUGGUUUGAGAUUGUGGACCCGAGACAUCACGAAUACAUCGUCUCGGUAAACUUUCAGUGUCAAGACAGAAGCAUUCGUCAAUACGAUUCUGACGAUUCCGAUGACUCCGGCGGUGGAUAUGACGAUCGAUAUGAGAUGCAGGGUUACAACAUGGACGGCGUUUCGAUGUCUAUGGGAGAAGAGUACCGCGGUUCCAGUCGGGUAGUUGGAGAUGGAAGACUCUGGAUCGAGCUCUCACCGCACGAAAGAAGGCAGUGGAUCUGUGGCCAGGGGUUGAAGGCUUGCCUCUUUGGCCUUGCCAUGUAUUCGGUCCGCAGUUGUCACAGAUUCAAGUACUCGGAUCCUACCAUUGCCACCAACAUGGCACCGCUCCAGGCACCGCUCCAGCCGCGCAAAACCUCCCCAGCUACCGCGCAGAUACUCGAUCCCGCAAUGAACGAAUACCAUCGCCUCACGGAGCACAUGCAGGCGCUUCCACAAGAGCUCCAAGACUCGGUCCUCAAAGAAGUCCUGCACGCAUCGAUGGAGGCCCCUGAUUCGGUCAACGGCAGCGUCAUCGCCAUCAAUGCCAACUACAAACCGCCCCUUGCUCUUCAGGUCAAUCGAAAGCAGCGGGACAUUUCGGCCACGGAAUACUACAAUAACACAGUAUUUCUCGUCGAAUAUCCUGGUCUACGGAGGUGCGCGAAGUGGCUGUCCACCCUCACCUCAGCACACUUGCAAUCAAUCAAGACCAUUGAAUUCCCGGAUCUUCGCUACUACAGCAUCAUCGAGAGCGGCGUAGACAAUGCUCCAUUCGACACAUACCGCGAUUCAGCUUUCCAUGAGGCAAGACUGAUCGUCAGACUCAUCGAGAAAUACAGUGGGGCCUACAUCGGCCCCGGUAGCAAGGCUGUUGUACUUCGACCAAACGCUCUCAAGGUCGAGCUACGAUUCCGGCAGUCGGAUGGGAGUCUACGGCAUCGAUGGUAUCGCGAGGGGCGCCUUGAGAAUGAGCAGUGGGAAAGCGAAGCCUACGGCCGGACAUCCACGACAUCACCGUGCAAGGAGUGA
Molecule: messenger RNA, 2499 nt
Organism: Zymoseptoria tritici IPO323
Lineage: Eukaryota; Fungi; Ascomycota; Dothideomycetes; Mycosphaerellales; Mycosphaerellaceae
Exons: 5
Coding region: 1-2499 (832 amino acids)
Source: RefSeq, a predicted model, not a curated record